Molecule: messenger RNA, 243 nt
Organism: Arctia plantaginis
Lineage: Eukaryota; Metazoa; Arthropoda; Insecta; Lepidoptera; Erebidae
Source: the annotation of a GenBank genome assembly
AUGACAAAAUUUCAGAAUAUGAUUCAAUUAAAAGAUAGGAUUUUCAUAAAUACACUUAGAAUAAAGUUUAUCAAGUUUCCUUCUUGUUUCAGAACUGGUAAACUCCAUUACCCUACAAAUGUGUGCGGACCAUUGUUCGAAGAGGAGCUGGAGUUCUGGGGGCUGGACUCCAACCAGGUGGAGCCGUGCUGUUGGUCCACCUACAGCAUACACAGGGAUACACAGGUCAGUGUCUUACUUUAA